UGCGAUCUCCUUUUUUAUCUUUCAAAUUGUUACGAGAUGUAAGAUACUCUGUAUAGGUAUCUGAAGGCAGAAGAACAAGUGCACGUUUCACGCACGAGCAUUGUGCUUUCGUGGAAACUGAGAUUUGUUCACCUUGGUGCCAGAUCUUGGUCCCGGUACUCCCGAUGGCGCCACGAUUCUCGAAUAAACAGAUCGGUGAGUCAACGUUCAGAGAUGAGAAUUGUCAUCGUAAUGACAUCAUGCAGUUCGCGUGGCAGGUGCAUAUAUAUAUAUAUAUAUAUCAAAGGAGGUUGUAAAGUUGCCAAGAAUGAUUUAAAUAACCGAGAGAUGAUUUUAGAUUUCGUUUCGUCGAGUGUCAUUAGCAUGGUGCGUCAAUAACAGAUAAUUCUGACAUCCCGAUUCUACACACAAUUCUUAAAAGUUCUGCGAUUGAAUAAUAUUGUAUCGUUGAAUAACAGAAGAAAAAAUUGAAGGAAGUUUAAGUAGAGAUCUUUGAAUUUUUACUCGGCGUGUCCUCGAUCCUAUUUUCAACAUUAUAAAUCUCGUUUCCUAUUGCUUAUCUUUACACGUUUCGCUCAUUCGGUAAUAUUUCAUUCGAAAUUCAUAAAAGCUGUCAAUGCGAGGACACAUGCGUAUGGUUUAAGAAGUUUUAAUCUGCAAUAUGCUUGGGAACAGCGCAAUAUUUCAUAUUAGUUAUCGAGAGUGUGUAUCGCACGCUCUACCUGUCGAAAACAUUAUACCAGAGUACUAGAGUAUAAAAGAGUGAAGAAGAAACGAUGUUGCUGGCAAGUACUUACCUUAUUCUCACCAUGAUUUUCAAGCUAAUUUCGUUUCUCGUGUUUUUAAGUCUAGCUGCACGUUUCUCAGUUUCCGAGCACGUUGCUCGAAAUGAUUCGCCAGUUCUGCACGAUGCUCGGACAGAUCCGAACAAUUUUGUCUUGGUCAAUCCCAGCCAAGUGCGCCGUUUGGAAAGAACGAUUCGGAAUUUCUUUUCAAAGAUGUCGGAAGUUACGGAGGAACCGGCCGCGCUAAAGUCUAAGUCGUCCAACUCGUACAAUCUGCUGUCGACUGUUCGAGAAAUAUGCAAGAGCAUAAGAGAAAGACUCGUGCAACUCGCCCAUGACGUUGGGCUGAUUAAUACCGUUCGACGAUACGAAAAAAGCUCGAACGCGGCUCCGAUGUCCGACGACUGGUAUUCUGAAUCGCUGUUGCAGAGCGUGUACAUGAUACGCGACUUGGGGAACGUGAUUAAUGAAAUUAGAUCAUCGACUGGUUUGUAUAUUGAGGAAGGAAACGCGACUUCCCGGGAAGGAAGCAAGCAGCUAAGCAGGCAAGCCAACGGCUUCAAAUUCCUUGGUGUAGUGCACGAUAUAGCCGACUAUAGCGAUAGACUGUUUCAAUGUCUCCUGGAAAUGAUGGACACGAGGAAGCACGGAGCAUCGUCUUUAAGCCUAAAUCGAGCGAUCUUCCGCCUGGCGAAACAAUCGCCGAAAGCCACCGUUGAAACUUUGAAAAUUACCGCGAGAAACACUUCGCAGGCGAAUCUCCUUAAAAAUCAUCCGCGACAAAAGUCCUGGCACGUGUAUCUUUGUCUUUCGAUGUUGAACGAGGGAAUCGAUUUCAACGAUUGCGUCCGUGAGUUGCAACGGUUCGACGAAUGUGCGAACAGCUCGAGACAACCAUCGAGCGCGGGAACGCGCAAUUCCGACGUGAAAUCGUGGACAAGGGCGAUUCGAAGCUUGAGCGACUGCAAGAUCCUGGUAGACAAGUACGGGGAGACGAUGGUUUCUUGUCACACUGAUCGGAAAAUACCGAUGAGAAUCGAGAGGAAGGCGAGGUACGUGUUUGAAAAGAUGCUGGGUAAAAAAAUAUCCAAGGGAUCUCCCUUUUAUCGCGCUGCCGGCGAUCUCGGCGACACGCUGUCGAAAAGCGAACUGGGACAAAGAUUCGUCGACGAGUUGUGCCAAUACGUUCGGAUUUACGAGGAUGGCCAGAGGAAAUUGAAAAGACUUUCGAAGUCUGUGCACAGGGACAGAAGAGCAAUGGUGAAGCACGGGGAAAUCUCGAAGGCGUUGAAACUGUACAAAAGGGGAGCGUUGGUAAGAACGUUUGGAGCGAUAAACAAAAUGCACCACUCGGCAAUCGAUUUUGAAAAAUUCUUCGCCGAGGGGAUGAAGGAUACUUUGACGGAAGCUUGGCAGAGUCACGUGAGGAUUCUGUCUAGUCUGAUGGACUGGAUGACCAAACUGCUGGAGCUUCACAACGGCGGGAGUUUCAGUGGAAAGGAGCCGAGCUCGUCAGACACGAGCACGUCGCAAGUCGAGUGGAAUAGCGACGAAAAUUCGAAUUCCGAAAAUAUGCAGGAGCUUGUUGCAAGAGCAACUCGUCCAAGAUCAGAGAUGAUAAAGGAUGUGGACAGCUCUAUGAACAGUCUGAUAGAAUCGAUGAAUCACCUAACCAGACAUCGGAACGCGAGCAACAAAAACACGCUGACCUGUAUUGCAAACAAUCUUCUUUUAGUCAUGAUAUUUAUGGAAACUAUCGGUUUCGUUUCCUCGUUGUACUGCCUCGGCCACUCUACGAACGAUCAAACUUCUUCAGAGUUUGACGACGAGUGGAACCGUGAACGUAGAUCAUUGGUUGCCGCGGAAUACGAUGAAAUUGUCGAUUUGAUUUCGCGUGAUUAUCUUCUCUUGGAUAGAAACUCGGCCAUUUUUGAACGAAAGCGCAAACACAAUAAAAAUUCCAAGUAAUCUAAUUCUACGUUACGCGAAUGUAAUGAGAGAUAGAAAGU
Molecule: messenger RNA, 2794 nt
Organism: Frieseomelitta varia
Lineage: Eukaryota; Metazoa; Arthropoda; Insecta; Hymenoptera; Apidae
Exons: 5
Coding region: 777-2753 (658 amino acids)
Source: RefSeq, a predicted model, not a curated record